Molecule: messenger RNA, 1317 nt
Organism: Diversispora eburnea
Lineage: Eukaryota; Fungi; Glomeromycota; Glomeromycetes; Diversisporales; Diversisporaceae
Source: the annotation of a GenBank genome assembly
AUGAGUGCAAGAGGAUUCUGGUCAUCUGCAAUAGUAAAAUUUAUGAAAGAAGACAAGCUAAAAAUCUAUUAUUGGAGAGUAACAUCACCCACAUGCAAUUUUACUGAACUUAAGGAAAGAGAUAAAUAUACACAAGAAGAAAAAGACCAAGUUAUAAAUUUUGAAUGGAUUGCAGGAGAAUAUAGAGUUAAAAUAGUGGAUACAGUUUCAAAAAUGUCAAGAGAUUUUGAAAAAUAUAGGCAAUUAUAUAAAAGACAAAGGCCACAACUAUAUAAAUCUCCAAUGGAAGGAAUUAACAUGGGCACAAGUUAUUCAGAUGCUGAAUUAGUGGAAACUCAUUGUACUUAUGAAAUAUUAAAUGAUGAAGAAGCAGGAGAAAUAAAAAUCAGUGAUAAUGAAAAUGAAGAAAUGAAUGAAAAAAAAAAAUCAAAGGCACAAACAACCAAUAAUAAAAAAGAGGAAAAAGAAAUGGAGAAAACAAUAAAUUAUAUCUAUGAAAUAGUUAAAACUCUUAAAAAUUAUGUAUUAAAUAUAGAUCAAAAUAAUAAUAGUGUCAUAAUAGAUAAGAAUAUAAAUCAGAAUGAUUUAAAAACUUUAAAUAUAAGAGGAAUAACAAACAUUACAAAACAAAUAGUUUGGUUGAAAUUCUGUAAAGAUAAAGAUUUAGAUAUAAUUGGACUAACAGAAACCUGGGCAAUUGAUGAAAAUUGUAAAUAUAUAUUCAAAAAUGAUACAAUAAAAGAAAUACAAAAGAAAGACAAAAAUGCCAAUGAAUAUAAAUAUUUUUGGGCAAAUGGACAACAAACAAAUUCAGGAUGCAAACCAAAAGAAGCUAAAACUCAUGUAACAAAAUGGAUAAUACAAGAUUUAAACAAUUAUAUAGUUAAGGACAGACAUUAUGCAAUAGUGAUGGGAGAUUUUAAUGCCACAUUUAAUCCUAAAAUUUAUAGGUUUAAAAUUAACAUUAAUGCAAGAAAUAGAUCAGAUAAACCUGAAAGUCAAAUAUUGAGAUUUUUGAAUAAUAACAGGUUUAAAGAUACUUUUAAAACAUAUAAAGAUAUCACAGAAAAUGAAAUUAUGCAGAACAAAACAACACUAAAUUUUUCUUGGAGAAACUAUAUCCAAGAAGUUAAAAGCAGAAUAGAUCAAAUAUGGGUAUCAGAUAACUUAGCAGAUCAACUCUUUUGUGCAGAUAUUAUACCCUCAGAUUUGGAAGGUCACAGUGACCAUGCAUGUUCAAUAGCAGAAAUGGAAGACAAUAUUCUUAAAUAUACUAAAUCCAUAACAAAUUUAGAUAAAAUUCUAAAUAAGAUGUAA